This is a messenger RNA of Didymodactylos carnosus, 3272 nucleotides long. The record is from the annotation of a GenBank genome assembly. Lineage: Eukaryota; Metazoa; Rotifera; Eurotatoria; Philodinida; Philodinidae.
UUUAUCCCGUAAAUAGCUUAUUUCAGGUGAAUCACAUUGCAAAUAUAUCGAAUAUAUCAGUUGACUUCAUAAGCGCUUGAGUGGAAUCAAUUAGUUGAAUUCUGAGUAUUUCGCAUAAUGUUUCACCGACUAAUUUUCUUACGCAGUCAAAAAAUUCAGCGCCUUUCAGACUGAAAACGUUGUUCGGUAAAAUAGAUGUAUCACACUUGUUGUUCAUUUAUGAAUGUAAUUUAACAGUGAAAAUAACUUGAUCUAGAACUUCACAAAAUAAGAGGCACGGUCUUACAAUAUAUGCAAAGAAAGAAAAAGCUGCAUGCGUUGAAAAAAUAAGGGAGAGAAAAAGAAGACAUUUUAAAUAAGAAUCUUAGUCAGAGUCGGCUUGAAGAUAAUUAGAGAAAGCGAAUAUUUUGAAGACGGAAUGGCAGUUUCAACACCCUAUCACAAUUAUGAUAUCUUCCUUCGUUAGCUCGUUUAUCCACUAGAUAUGACUUUUCUUCAGCCGAAGAAAGUCUUUAGUACUAAAUGAAAAAAGAAACAAGCUUGACUUUUCAUUGGUUAAUUUGGUUUGGUUUAAACUUUAUUCAUUAGUAUAUAAUACUGUUACAAUUCCCAAGAAACACACGAAAUCGACUGAGUCAUUGCACCUGCGUAAUAUCCAGGGAGAGGAGAAGACGAGAAAACAAAUAAAAAUUGCAUAAUCACUUGAAAAGAAGAAAAAGAAAGAAAAAACGAAAAGUAAAAACAUCAAUAAGAAAAGAUAAAGAAGAAGAGAUGAUGUGAUCAAGAAUAGUCAGAAUGUAGAAGAAAAACAGAAAAAGAGGAAAACAAGAAGGAGCCAUCAAAUUUGAAAAAGAAAAUAGAUACGUAUAUAAUGUAAGAUUCAGUGGUCGAAACGACCACUUUCUUUUGUAAAUAGUAUUACAGCUUUGUAUAUAAAAGUCAAAUGAUCACAUUCAAAAAAGCCAAGUAGAAGAAGAGAAGAAAGACAUAUAUCUCGCCAACAAAUUACGAUCUACACCUGACUCUUUCCGCCGCAAUGCCAGAAAAAGCAUUGAUAUAGUGAAUAAAGGUUAAGGCAGACGAAGAUGCUAUUUUAUAUAGCUUAGUACAGAGCGUAUUACGUAAAACUAUACCACUUUUUGCGCACACAAAUGUCUCACGGUAUUGAAGUUGUACUAUGGUUACUUCAUGGAUUUCUUCAUAUGUCGUGUCUUUUAUACAUUUCACAGGCCGAAAUGUAUAUAUUAUCAUAAGGUAAUUUCAUAUGCUUUUCGUAAAGGGAAAUACAAUCUCUUUCUCACUUCCUGUGCAUGGUGGGAUGAGGUUUUCAUCUACUAGCUCCUUUAUGCAUGGAUUCUGAAAAUAAUUUCUAGGUUCCAUUUCUUUUCGACAUAUAGUGAAUUCAUUUCCUGUAUCACAACGUUCUUUAUCCAAUGCUUCAACGAAGUCUAAAAACUUUUAAAGAGCAGAUAUAAAGGCAGUGUACCUUAAAGAAAAUACGAAAAUUCAGAAACUGCUAUUUUUAAAUGAUAAUUAAUUUCAUCUAAUCGAAGUUUACUUGAUACCAGCUUGUUUUUCUUAACAAUAGAAUUUAUUCUUAGCAGAACGUUCAGGAGGAUAUUCAAAAAGAGAGUCUCGGUCCGCCUGCUGAGACUGUAAAACACGAUUCGACACUUCGAAGACCAAUACGUAACUCAAAAGUUAUGCUGCAUCGAAUUGUAACAGGAACUAGUUUAAGAAGUUUUUUAAACAAGUUUUCACCACAUUUAAGAAACUAAAACGCGGAAUCCGUGCAAGUGAUGUCGUGUCCUUAUAGUUGAUUGGCAUAAAUGGCUAAAAGAAUUCUUGGAAUUUGCUCUGAGUUUUCUCCAUUAUGCAGUAUUUAACGAAAGAAAAAAGUUCAUCGCGACAGAUUGUAAUAGAACAUAUUUAUACACAAGGUUUUAUUAUCAAAUAAGCUGCUUAGUUAAAGAAAAAAGGCGAAUCGUUGAAGAAACGAUCGAUAUUUUGGAGCAUUUAUCUUUUCUCACUUGCUUAAAGGCUCAUCUACAGUUUGCCUAAAGCGGUAUAUUUAAGGGAUUAUUGUUGAUGCUAAUCACCGAUCUGAUAUGUGUUUCUGCCACUAGACCUUUCUUAAAUGAGAAAAUAGGCUUUGAAGACUCUGAUCACCGUAAUCGUCAAACCAUCUUGUGCUGCUCCCUCUCAAGAAAGAAAAGGUCACCGAGCUGAACAAUCUUCAAAAACAAGUAAUUUUACGGACAACUGUACAAAAUACUGGCCUAGCUACACCAGAAAGCCGAAAACAGUUGGAACAACUAAUAACAACCAUCGUGAAGAAACAAACAGAAUUAAAAUCUCUAGCAUUUUUGUGACAGAGUCAAUCAAACUUCAGAAAGAAAAAGAAAUUAGUAAUUUAAAAAACAGCUGAAGAACAUCCAGAUGUUGACAUGAAAUUAAAAUAUAUUUUCAAAGAAGAAACAGGUCUACCAAGUGCAGAAGAAAAUCAACCUAAGCUCUUGUCCGUAAAAGAAGAAAUUGCUAGUAUCGGCACUGUUGCUCAACAACGUCAUUCAGAAGUCUUACGACCGCGUCUCAUACUUGAUGAUUUAGUUGAAAGAUUGAAAUCUUAUGGUUUAGAAAUAAAUGACGCACAUUGUAUUACAGUUGACGGUGGUCCGGAUGAAAAUCCGCGAUUUCCGAAAACUUUAUUAUCAGCAACAGAUGUUGUCAAAACCCAUCAGUUAGGUACAUUAUAUACAUUGACUCAUGCAUCAGGACAAUCAGCAUACAAUCCGGUCAAAACGACUUACUCUGUUGUUGCUCAAUUUGCUGAACAUCGUGAUCGUGAUGCAGAAGGAGAUUUGCAAGAUUUUGACGAAAGUUGGCGCUCUAGACACGUUCUACAGACACAGUAUACGUGUCAAAUCGUUUUCUGUGAUAAUGUUGGUUGUUGUGAUGCAAGACGUUCAAACUACAUUCAAGUAUUUCCACAUCGUUUUUUGCCUGCACCACUUCCCUUUGAACGUAAUGCCGAAGACUUCGCACUCGCAAAACACGAUAAUGGAAAUACUGCAUUCUAUGGAUCACUUUUUCAAAGAUUAUCACUAAAGCGCUUUGUUACAACAUCUUUGAAAAACGAUGUUAAAGGUUUUCUAGUAGUAUCUGUGGAAAGCCAGCUUGUCAAAGAUCGAAGACAUGAUGUAUUUUCGUCAACAAACACUACAAUCGACAGCCCUGGCAUUGUUUUAGAAUUCUACGGCAUUGGUACUUAA